Messenger RNA from Schistocerca piceifrons (Central American locust), 1197 nucleotides. RefSeq lists its product as uncharacterized. NCBI's taxonomy places the organism in Eukaryota, Metazoa, Arthropoda, Insecta, Orthoptera, Acrididae. The coding region runs from base 135 to 1163 and encodes 342 amino acids. The record is from RefSeq and is a predicted model, not a curated record. The transcript is spliced from 9 exons.
GCCAGACGCCAAAGCAGCAACAUCUGGCCCAGCCGGCGGGAGCUGCCGCGGAGGCCGCCCUGUCAAUCAGCAGGCGACAGGACAACUGUCUAGGCAGGAUGCCGGCCGACUGGUGAGUGGUGACGCAGCCCGGGAUGUCGGUGGUGGCGGCGGGGGACGGCCGGAAGGCGUCGGUGGAGGAGCGCCGGUCGCGCGUCCACCAGGAGCUGCAGGAGCUGCAGCAGCGGCGCCACCAGCAGCGCCUGCAGAGGGCGCACGAGCAGCGGGAGCUGCGCGACAUGCUGGCCAAGUACUCGCCGUGGGGAAAACCGGGCUGCGGCGCCCCCAACCCUGACGGCAUCCGCAAGAGGAAGAUGCGGCUGGACGGACUCUUCCCGGACGACGAGAAGAAGGGCCAGCGGCCUACCGCCCCGCCAGUGGACGGGCCACCUCGAGCCUCGCCGUCCCCGUCGCCCAGCGGCUGCCUGCGCAGGGACCCGCUCAUCCACUUCCAGCCGCACGAGACGGGCCGCCGCUGCGUCGACAACCUGCUCAGGUACCGCCAGCCCGGGGACCAGCAGCGGGCCUACAAGCAGCAGCUCGACAACAUGGUAGCCGAGAGGCGGAGAUUGCAGGCGGAGGAGGAGCGGAGGCAGAAACAACUGGAGACUCAGCUGGGCUGGACGGAUAACUCGACGCUGAGGACGGCAGAGAACCAGCGCUACCGCCGCUACAACGGCCACAACAACCAGCUCAACAGCAGCAUCAGCUUCACCAGCAGGAACAACAGUAACAGCAGCAACAACUGUCUCACCUACAAUGGCCACAAGGAAGAGGACUCUGGCGGCGUGGAGUUGGUACCCCUGCUGACGAGGCGACGGCCGCCGCAGGCGCCCAGGCACCCGCUGGCCUCCACUGACGUCACCCGCGUCCGCUCCGAGCCCCCCAGCGCGAGCCCGCGGUCCUGGCUCAAGUCGGGCAGUGACUACAUCCAGGAGCUGUCCCGCCAGGUGACCACCAAGCAGCAGGAGCAGCAGAGGGCAGUGCAGGAGGAACGCGAGAGCAGCCGGAAGCACCACGAGACGUGGCGUGGCCUGUGGGGACGGCCGGGCCACGGGGCACCCCGCGAGGUCACCACCAAGGCCAACCUGGACACGCUGCUGCGGCAGGUCACCGUAAAGUAGGACUGGGCACCGGCGCCAUGGCCCGCACCGUCAA